Molecule: messenger RNA, 1151 nt
Organism: Emiliania huxleyi CCMP1516
Lineage: Eukaryota; Haptophyta; Isochrysidales; Noelaerhabdaceae
Exons: 5
Coding region: 39-980 (313 amino acids)
Biological process (GO): protein transport
Source: RefSeq, a predicted model, not a curated record
UCUCGCCGCCACCUCCCGCAAGCACGUGAUACCCGGGUAUGGUGCUCGCCCAGCCGCGCUGGCGCUCCAUCUGCAGCCCGUCUGCUGCCACCGCCUCGAUGAGCGGCGCCGGCGGCCGCAUCGCGACGGCGCUGGCGGUGGUGCUCGCCGGCGUCGCCUCGCCAGAGCUGAUUGCGGGCGGCAGGGCUCUCGGUGGCGCGAUCGCGGCGCCGGUGGCCGAGGCGGCCGCCUCGCGUGCGGGCAGCGCCGCCCUGCAGAAGCGCUGUCGGCUACAGCUUCGCUCCAAGCUCGCCAAGGUGCCCGUCUUUGUCGUCACAAACGACGGCGGCUCGCCGUUCCUCUCGCAGAUCCCGGGCGGCGACCAGUCGGCGCUGCUGUUUCUCUUCCCCGCCGAGGCGCAGAAGAUGCUGCAGGGCGUGCUCAAGGCGCCGAACGGCGCCUCGUCCGGCGCCAAGAUCACCAUCUCCAACCUGGAGCGCGCCUACCAGCUCGCCUCGAAGCCGCCCUCCUUCUCGGGGCUCCGUGACCAGGUCACGAACCGCGAGCUCACGAUGGUGUGGCAGUUUGCGCCGCACGCGGCCGAGGUUCGCGCGGCGCAGGCGCUGAUGGUUCGGUCGAUGAAGGCGCCGGUGGCGCCGAAGCUGCCGGCGUACAUGGUCAACGGGCUGGCGUACGACAAGCGGGGGAAGGAGGUGCGACCCGUCUUCCUCUCGCAAAAGGACGCGGCCGCGGCGAUGGAGCAGACGGCGGCGGCCGCCGACGGCGCGGGCGUCAAGCAGGAGGUGGUCGUGGUUGACUUGCUGGAGAUGCUCGCGCAGCUGAGUCACGCCGUCUCGGCGGACACCGCCGCCGCGGAGGCGGAGAUCUCGAGCAUCGAGUUCGUGCCCGCCUCCGAGUCGGUGCAGCUGCGCAACGAGCUCAAGGCCGACAAGAAGCUCACCAAGGCCAAGGUCGUGCCGCCCGACUUCCGGUGGAAGUGAGCCGGCGGGGCAGCUGCCACACAGCGCCCCUCUCUCAAGACGUGGGCUCGCGGGCUCUCUCGUUACGGAUACAACGCGGGAGCUCCUGCUCAAGGCCCCGGGGUGUCUCAAGUGAGUGGUGGCGCCUACAUUCCUACAUACACUAGAUAAAUUCUAGUUACCAGUAUCUCU